Messenger RNA from Diabrotica virgifera virgifera (western corn rootworm), 5015 nucleotides. RefSeq lists its product as uncharacterized. The record is from RefSeq and is a predicted model, not a curated record. Lineage: Eukaryota; Metazoa; Arthropoda; Insecta; Coleoptera; Chrysomelidae. Bases 384 to 4094 code for a protein of 1236 amino acids. The transcript has 4 exons.
CAGAAGCCAAAUUGAAAGAAUGUUGGACCAGAUAUUCGUAAAAUGAUGUUUGACUCCAACUUUGAAACCAAGAUGACGUUUUUGCUUUGAAGCCAAAAAAAAAUGUAUUUCUACAAAUUCAAAUUAUUAUCUUUUCAUGUUUAGCCAAAUUCAAAUGCUUUCGGGUUUUUUUAAUUAUAAAAAAGAAGAAGAUCACAGAUUUUGUGAAAUAUUGACAUUUGACAUAAUUUGUUGAAUGUCACAUGUUGAAUGUUGUUUUGUUAUUUUUACCGGUGAUUGGUCUUCUUGGUAAUUUAGUUUGAUUGAGGUUUGAGUCGAGAUUAAAUUGUUUACAUACAAAAUUAAGUUUUGUAGGAAGUGAAUACCAAUUUGAGGAUUACCUAAUGGGUGACCACGUGGACUUUGCAACAAGAUUUCAUAAUCUUGAUGGAGAUUUAAAAGGAGAAAGAUCAAAAAGUCUUUUUAAUUUGUUAAAAACAACAGUUUUUGAAAAUGAUUCGCAAUUAGACAGUGCCUUAAAAAGCCUGAAACCUAAAUCUUACCAAGAAAACUUGUUUUAUAUUGACACUUUGAUUUAUUUUAAAAGAUCCAAUGACCUUAUAGAAAUUCUAAAAGGAGGAAAUGAUGUCCACAUAAGUAAAAUUUUGAAGCAAACAUGGUUUUUCCAGAAUAUAUUUAAUGAUGUGGAAGCUGAAAUAUUUGUAUCAGAAUUCUUGCCACAUUUAUCAUAUGGUGUUAAAAAGAAGUUUCUAAAAAGAAUUUCAAAUCAUUGGAAUGAACAAAAGAUAGAUUCACUCUUUGAAGCUCUUCAAAAGAAGUAUGGUUUACCUAUGGCAUUGUUGAUCUUACACAAGUGUAGUCCUACUAAAAUCAACACUGUAAUUGAAGAAUAUGCUUUAAAGUUAACUUCAAACCAAGUACUUAAUAUAUACAACAAAAGUGAAGAGCUGUUUAUAUUCUAUAUGAAGAUAAGAAAGCAAUACAAUAGCACUAAAGGAAUAUAUAAUGACGAAAAAGUUUUAAAGCAUGUAGCCAUAAAGAACCCGCAACUUUUGUUGAAACUUCAAUGCAACGGAAAUAUUUAUUUACACGGUGUUGGCAAAAGAACUUCUAAAAACAUUCUUAAUGUAGUUAAUGAUGACUUAUUAAAAGAUACUAAAAAUUACCUACGAUUUUUAAAGAAGGGCAUAGUGAUUCGGAAGUUAGGUAAAAAUUUUGAAACUGUAUUUAAAAAUCAGUUUCCUAACCAACUCAGUCAUAUAAAUAUAUUCGAUAGCUGCAUGUUAUUGAAUUAUUAUCCUAAAAACAGAAGAUGGGAUUUAUUGAAUCAAACUUUCACUGAGAAAUUCAAUGGUCAAGAGUUAACAUACCUCUUGCUAAAUCUUCGUUCAAUGAUGAAGAUGAAGCUGAAUCCACCCAAAGACAUUAUUGUGUUAUGGGCUGAAGUUCACUAUAAAGAACAAAAGGAAGAUUGCAAUAAGUUUCUGAAAUAUUACCCACCUUCAAAAGCUAUACCGAUGCUUAAAGAAAAAGUUAAUGUCACUUCUGAUAUAAACGGGAGACUGUCUUUGGUGCGCCUAAUGAUAGAAGCAUGUGGCGAGAGUAAGGAUUUGGAUUCGUUGGGGGAAGUUCUGAAGUAUUUCUGUUUCAGGCAUAGAAACGAAGAUACGUCUUUUCGUAAACAAGUGUUGAGUUCAGUAAGAGAUAAUUUCAAGUUAGAAGAUUUGAAUGAAAACCACUGGAAAUAUAUCGACGAGCAAAUUCAUAUUUUAAGAGUUCAGAAGAAACUGUACCUUAAGGAAAAUGGAGAUUUUAUUGAAAAACAUUUGGAAUAUUUAGUUCAGAAUGGUAAAGAUUACAAAUCGUUGCUUACUGACUACUUUAAAGACAUGGUUAAAGAGGGCCGUAGAGAUAGUGCAAACACGCCUGGCCAUGGAGCUGCGCGAAGGCGGAGUCAAAAUUCACGUAAAGGCGCCGUGGUCAGGAGUGUAUACACUAUCUCUAGUAGAGAUUACGGUUAUAAAGAUUUAUCGCUAAGGAAGCGACUUUAUAUAGACAUGAUUGAAAUUUUAGAUGAUGUUGUUAAUGGUGUAAAGAGUGAUAGAGAUAGUAAACAAUGUAAACUUGAUUUUCUCCAAACUAUCUUAAAGUUUUGCCAGGAAAAUCCUGAAUACUGUAUUAAGAUCGCAGAUUUUCCUGUACUUGUGCAGCUAAUACAUGAAAGUUUUAGUACAAAUUGUAGAGAUGACAAUGAAAUAAUAGCAAAUGUUAUUUUAUACAAUGCAAAAUUCCCACAAUAUGCUGUAGAGUGCGAUACAGAUGUAUUUCAACUAAUGCGAGAAUAUAUCGAUGAAAACAAAUCUUUGGGUUCGUUUCGUAGAAUGUUUAGUAAAAUUCUUUUUACCAAAGACCGAGAUGAUUUUGCAAACAAAUUGUUGAAGUUUUAUUGUGAAAAUUACUUUGAGGGAUUUCCAGAUGUUAGUAUUGUCGGGUGGUUUUUACAAAAUGAACCUAAGGUUUUGUCGCCUUAUAUGUCAAUAGUAGCACUAAAUUAUAACAGGUACCUAUCCUUUCCUACGUAUAAACUACUUAAACAGUAUUCGCAUUUAGGAUAUGAUAAAGCAGUGAGCGAUUCUAUAAUAGCACGAUUUGACAGUGGUAAAGUCGACUCAAUAAAAUUAAGACUAAGUCAUUUAUCGAUCCUACUCUCUACCGAUGAUUUUGUAACUUUUAUUUCUGAAAGAUAUUUACCCAAAAAGGUCAAACUCGAUCUAAUGGAUGAUGAGAUGCGUGAAAUAUAUAAGGCGCAGUGUGAAGUAGCCAAACAACUUGCUAACGUUGAUGAACCUUACAAAAUGCUUCCCACUAUAAUGAUAUUUUGCAAAGGAGACUAUUUACAAUCAGCCUUACCAUCAUUGCAGAAAGCUUUUUAUAGAUCUCCAGAGAGAGUACUUUACUCAUACGUAAAAGCCAUGUCGAAACAAGCAGUAUCUGUGAGGAAACACGCCAUAUUCUUUAGCUGUGAAAUUCUGGAUAAACAACACACCCUGCAGGUAUUAACAAAUACAAAGGAAAGCAAUGUCUCGAGUUUAAAAUAUCUAUUCUCAGCAACUUUAAAGUAUUUUCUAAAGAAUCCAUCUGAAGAACUAUUAGACAAAGUUAUCGAGAGUAUGAAUAACAUUGACAUUAACGAUAAACAAACUUUGGAUAGUUUGAAGAGCGUUACUGUACCUGUAAAAUAUAGAGCACAAUAUAUCGAGAAAUGUUGGAAAUACUUUGAAAGUUUGAAAUCUAAAGGGGUUAAAGUAACUGAAUAUUUGAAUUCAUUUCUAAGUCCAUUCUACAUGACUGCAGAUAUAUUAUCAAUACUGUCUGGGACAUUCAUAACCAAUAUUAUCAAAAGUUACUUUCCUGCUGGAGAAGAACGUCUUGAUGAUAUCGAUGAGUUUGUGGUACGUGUGUUACAAACUCGUGUAGGGGAAAGAAACGGGAACUUUCAAAUUGUGUUUCAUAUGUUGUCUAAAUUUUCCAAUACCACGAGAACAUUAUUUUUUAAAACUUUCAUUGAUUAUAUUCACGCUAGACCCGACCAACAAUUAUUAUUGGUAACCAUGUUCGCCGAAAGUUGGCAUAAAAACUUCAGUUUGAUCGAUAGUUUCGAUGAGCAUAUAAUUCUGAAAUUGAUCUCAUUUAAAUCGGAAAAUUCGUCUGUCGACGAUUUAGCCGCCAAAACAGUAAAUUACUUAGAACAACUAAUCACAGAAUUCGGACCUCACUCCUUUGACCACUUCAACGAACAGUUUAAAACUGCCUUCAGUUACAUAUAUCUGGUGGAAGAAUAUACAUUCUAUUUGGCUAUUUUGAAAUAUAAGGCAACUCCAACUACUUGUGCUUUGGUACUAAACAAUGUGAUCAAUUUGAGUGAUGAUGACGAUGAAAAACUUAGAAAUACGUUCAAUGACAUUAUUAACAUUAUUAAAAAUGUUGAUACUCCAAUUGUUCGAAUUAAUUUAAAAUCGUUUCUUGUAGACCAUCAAGUGAAUCAGAUUGUAACCAAAAAGCGUAAGGGUGCAAAACGGUUACGUCGUCGUUAAGUGUUUUAAUAUUAAAACACAUUUUAUUGCAUUCUUUUGUUAUUAUUUAAACUGAUUUGCAGUAUUAACCUUCUCAUUUUUUGUGUGCCUUUGAGGGGUUUCCUGAUAUUAGUAUUGUCAGUUGGUUUUUACAAAAUGAACCUAUGGUAGCACUAAAUCACAACAGGCACCUAGCCUUUUCUGUGUAUUAACUUCUUCUUUAAGUACCGUGCCCAAAUUUUUAGGCGUGGGUAGCUUCCAUAACAAUUUGCCGAUAUAGUUCUCGAUCUUGUGCGGCAUGUAACAAUUGAUCUGCUGAUAAGACAGUCCAUUGACGAAGGUUUCGGAGCCAUGAAUAUUUCUUUCGACCAAUUCCUCUUUUUCCGUCGAUCUUUCCAUUGAGUAUUAACUGCAGCAUCCUGUAUUUGCUACCUCUCAUCGUAUGUCCCAGAUAUUCAAGUUUUCUCUUUUUUAUCAUCUUCAUUAAGUCACCUUCGCCUUGACCUACUCUGUUUAAGACUUCUCUGUUUGAAAUGCGUUGAACCCAAGAUAUUCUGAGCAUUCUACGAUACGACCACAUCUCAAAGGCUUCUAAUUGGUUCAUCAUGUUAACCUUCAUGAUCCAGGUUUCACAUCCAUAUAGUAAUACAGGAUACACAUAACAUUUUAGGAACUUGAUUCUUAGUUGUAAGUUCAGCUGAGAGUUGCUCAGAAUAGAUCUAAGUUUAUAAAUGCUCCUCUUGCAAUUUCUAUACGAGUUUUAAUUUCUUCAUCCGGAUUUAGUGUCUCGUUUAUCCAACAUCCUAGGUAUUUAAAAUGGUUAACUUUUGUUAUUGAUUCAUCAUUGACAAUUAGUUGCAUAGGGCCGGCGUCUUGUUUACUAACCAUAAGUAACUUUGUCUUUGUUGCAUUUAUGUUAAGUCCGUUAUUGGAGCAUUCUCU